AUGGCUAAUGAAUACUUCGCUUUUAAGGCUGCCUACUGUGGCUUUAUCAGUGCCCUGCAUGAGCCCCCGAAUUCGGAUGAGGUACACGACUACCUGGUCAAUCGCGUGCGGUCAAAACCGAUGGCUCCAGCCCUGGUUGAAGGUGAUCUUACCCACUUUACGAUCACAACCAAGAGAACGCGCACCAUCCCAGGCAAUUUAAUACUCGGCUACAUCGCACUGGACAAUGCCGAGAAUUCGGUGGCAGUUCUUAUGGCGGACUAUAACAGACACCCUCCGGGCUACCGCAUGUUUGCAUUCGAAUCAAUUGCUCAGCAGGACGCCUUUGUUGCCUAUCUGGACAAAAUUUUGGACAUAACUGUCGCCUUCUUGCGAAGUCAACCGGACGUGUCGCUUGAGACGGUCACUAUGGAGAGAUUGCGUAUCGAGGAUAAACAUCGCCAGCACAGCAAAAUGCGAGAACAGGAAGCAUCACACGGAGUACUUGGUGAGAUGCCGAGGGUUCGUCCCAGAUUAGCCGUCUGUAAGCCAAAACACAGACGAACCUCGCGACGCAGCAUAGCCUCCAGUGUAUCGCAAUUGGAACUCCGCCACUCACGAACUCCAGGACCGGACAUCUAUUAUUAUGUGCAUUACUGA
Dibothriocephalus latus is the source of this 639-nucleotide messenger RNA. The record is from the annotation of a GenBank genome assembly. NCBI's taxonomy places the organism in Eukaryota, Metazoa, Platyhelminthes, Cestoda, Diphyllobothriidea, Diphyllobothriidae.